AUGUCUUCCAUGCUCUACUCUCCCGUUAUUGAGUAUGCCUCCAACGCGAGCAAACUCCUCCUAUCGCCACUUCUAUCCGGUUCACUCCUCGCUGCUGCAACCUUUGCUCCCGACGCCGUGAACAAUGCCCUCGCCUCAAUCGCCGCCAAGCUCCCAGAGCAAGCUUCGCAUACCCUGGAGCUCACGAUCGUCAAGAAGAUUCUAUACGUAUGGCUCAGUUUGGGCAUUGUUCGAACCAUCAACCGGUUCCUCAAUACCAUGGCUCAUAAUUCAUGGAGAAUGAGGGCUGCUUCGGGUUGGGACUGGAAGAAUGAGAUCGCUGUUGUUACUGGUGGCUCGAGCGGUAUUGGCCUGAGCAUUGUCGAGAAGCUUGCCGCCAUGGGAAUUCGUGUCGCUGUCUUUGAUGUUCAAGAUUUACCAAAGCAACUUCAAGUCAACUCGCGCGUUCACUUUUAUCGAUGCGAUGUUACUACAACCGAGUCUGUCGCUGAAGCUGCCGAUGCGGUCCGUAAAGAACUCGGCCACCCAUCAAUCCUCAUCAACAACGCUGGCAUCACUUCCCCCAUGCCCAUCCUCAAGAUGCCAGAGUCGUUCCUACGCAAGAUCAUGGGCGUCAACCUUAUGGCUUUGUGGUACACCACCCAGCAAUUCCUCCCACGCAUGAUCCAGUUGAACAAGGGCCAUGUCAUCACGGUCGCAAGUAUCGCGUCCUUUGUCGCCCUGGCCACAGGAGCCGAUUACUCUGCUACAAAGGCUGGCGCGCUAUCUUUCCACGAGUCGCUUGCUAGUGAGCUCAAGCAUUUCUACAAGGCUCCCAAUGUCUUGACAACAGUGGUUCAUCCCAACUUUGUCCGAACACCUCUUGUCGAGGGCUUUGUGGAUCGCCUGGAGCGUGGUGGUGUUCGUCUCUUGACUGCUGAUGAUAUCGCCAAGGAGGUUGUCGCUCAGAUCAAGAGCCGACGUGGUGGACAGCUCAUCAUUCCCAAGGCUGUCGAUGUUAUUUCUGGCAUUAGAGGGUGGCCAACUUGGCUGCAGGAGGUUGUUCGCGACACAGUUGGCAAGACAGCAGGCAAUUAAGAACAAAACAAAUGGAUGGCGACUGUAUUUAGAAAGCCGAUAGGUAG
Molecule: messenger RNA, 1124 nt
Organism: Fusarium oxysporum Fo47
Lineage: Eukaryota; Fungi; Ascomycota; Sordariomycetes; Hypocreales; Nectriaceae
Exons: 1
Coding region: 1-1077 (358 amino acids)
Molecular function (GO): oxidoreductase activity, acting on the CH-OH group of donors, NAD or NADP as acceptor
Source: RefSeq, a predicted model, not a curated record